Eriocheir sinensis (Chinese mitten crab) is the source of this 1540-nucleotide messenger RNA. It is a transcript of the gene mei-W68, whose product is annotated as meiotic recombination protein SPO11-like. Gene Ontology annotation, biological process: reciprocal meiotic recombination; DNA topological change; meiotic DNA double-strand break processing. Gene Ontology annotation, molecular function: DNA binding; ATP binding; DNA topoisomerase type II (double strand cut, ATP-hydrolyzing) activity. The coding region runs from base 146 to 1354 and encodes 402 amino acids. NCBI's taxonomy places the organism in Eukaryota, Metazoa, Arthropoda, Malacostraca, Decapoda, Varunidae. The transcript is spliced from 8 exons. Gene Ontology annotation, cellular component: nuclear chromosome. The record is from RefSeq and is a predicted model, not a curated record.
AAAAAAAAAUCAUCCAAGCGCGCGGCGGAGAGACAAAAAACAAAAGAGAGCGAGAGAGCGAGCGGGACCCAAGCGGCGUUCACGUUGCCAACUUUCCCGCAAAAAAUAACCACAAUCGCCCUAAAAACAAUAGAAAACAAGUACAAUGGCCGUCAGCGAAGACUUCUGGAUAACUCUGGAUAAUUUUCGCGCCUCCAUUGUGUGUUCGGGCGACCUGGCGGAGGCGACGGCGGCGACUCGGCGGGAUGCGAACGUGGACGAGGAUAACAUGGGGGUCUUGGCCAAAUGUGAGGGCAUCAUAGAAAACGUGGUGGCGAGCCUGAGCCGCGGGGAGCCUCCUGUCCUGAGGGUGCCGCGGCCCAGCAGAUCUGACCCAUUCGGAGGAGUCGCUGGAGGAGGAGGAGGAGGAGGAGGAGGAGAACAAGGAGCCGCAGGAACAGGAGGAACAGGAGGAGAAGCGUUGGUCAGCCUCGGCGGGUCUCGAAGCCACCGCCGCAUCAGCCUCCUUCUUCACCUCCUCAGUCAGGUGCACCGACUCGUGGCCAGCGGUACCUAUGCCACGCGCAGGGACGUCUUUUACGAGUUCGUGUGGCUGUACCGAAGUCAGGGCACAUUGGACAGGGCAGCGGAGGACCUAACCCGACUCCUUGCAGUACCCCGACGCGCCCUCCAUCUGACAGCUACCGGGAAGGGGUUGGUGGCGGGGUACCUCACCUAUACAACGCACGACGGGACGGUAGUGAAUGUGGCGCAGGCUGGAAAUGGUGUGGGCGUGCCGGACUGCGUGGCGGGGCUGGCGGGGCUUCAGUCCGAGGCGCGCUACGUCCUGGUGGUGGAGAAAGACGCCACCUUCCAGAAACUGCUCGAGAGUCACUUCCUGCGCUCCUUCGGUCCUGCCAUCAUGGUCACGGGCAAAGGGUAUCCGGACCUGAACACAAGGCAGCUGGUGUACAGGCUGUGGCGGGACCUGCAGCUUCCUAUUCUUGCCCUCACGGACGCCGACCCCUACGGCCUCCACAUCGCCGCCGUGUAUAAGUUUGGGGCCCUGGCCAGGGAGGAGCAGGGUCUGUCCGUCAGCAGUCUGGCCUGGCUGGGGGUCCUGCCUACCGAUCUGCGUGGCCUGCAACUCCCUGCCCACGCCCUGCUGCCCCUUACGCCCAAAGACCACGGAAAGCUGGCCUCUCUUGCCGCCCACCCCGCCCUCAGCAGACACCCCGCGUGGGUCAGACAGAUCGAGGAGCAACAAAGGCUGGGCUGCAAGGCUGAGAUACAGGGUCUGACUCACGUAGCUCAGGACUACCUCUCCACCACAUACCUGCCCACCAAGCUGAGGCAGGGCGGCUGGGUGGGCUGAGGCAGGUGUUCAGGACAGGUGUGGAGUGACAGGUGUGGUGGUGUGGUGCAGAUGUGUAGUGGAGGGAAAUGAGGAUGUGGUGUUUUUGAGGAAGAGGGAAGUGGAGGAGGAGGAGUUGUAGUAGUGGAAAUAGUAGUAGUAGUCGUAGUAGUAGUAGUAGUAGUAGUAGUAGUAGUAGUAGGAGGA